AUGGCUGGUAAACGUUUUAUCUCCUGCGCAUUGUUCGCCGUUCUCUUCGCUGUAGCUUCGGCUAGCCCCAGCUCCAGAAUUUGGGGUGGCAGUGAUGCGGCCACAAAUCAACAUCCUCAUGUUGUGUCGGUUCGUGUCAAGGAUGCUCAUGUGUGUACCGGUAGCCUUAUUGCCAAUAAUGCCGUUUUGACCGCAGCCAGCUGUGUAACCAAAGUUGCAACCGAACCCAUUGACAGCAAUGACUGCUCUGUGCGUGUUGGCAGCAUUAACCAGUAUGCUGGUGGUAAAAUUGUCGGCUGCAACUCGAUUGUCAUCCAUCCCUCAAGCGGUAACUUUUUGCACAACCUUGCCGUUGUCUUCCUGAAGGAAUCUUUGGAAUUCACCGAGAAGAUCAACAAAAUUGAGUUGGCCGCUGCCGAUGAAGUUUACGAAGAAGGUACUCCCGUCACCGUUACCGGUUGGGGUCUUGACCAGUCCAAUGCUUCGCCCUACAAAUUGCAACAGGUCUCCAUGUCCGUAUUGAGUGCCGCGGAAUGUGAAUUGCAAGCCGGUUAUGGCUACGAUUCAAUCGUCUGCUUGCAACACCCAGCUGGUACUGGUAUCUGCCGUGGUGAUGAAGGUGCCGGUGUUGUCAGUGGCAAGCAAUUGAUUUCCGUUGCCAGUUUUGCCUUUGGCGGCUGUGCUACCAAAUAUCCUGACAUUAGCACAAAGGUUUCUGUCUACAGAGAAUGGAUUGAUAGCCUUUUGGCUUAA
This is a messenger RNA of Musca vetustissima, 753 nucleotides long. RefSeq names its product chymotrypsin-1. Gene Ontology annotation, biological process: proteolysis. The record is from RefSeq and is a predicted model, not a curated record. Bases 1 to 753 code for a protein of 250 amino acids. NCBI's taxonomy places the organism in Eukaryota, Metazoa, Arthropoda, Insecta, Diptera, Muscidae. Gene Ontology annotation, molecular function: serine-type endopeptidase activity. The transcript is spliced from 2 exons.